AUGUAUCGCACCAGACUCAGGCUGGGGGUGUCGAACCCGUACGAUGUCCUCCUCGACCUCCUCCACAUUCUCUGGGUCGCGGCAGUCAGUUUCAACGAAACCGGCACAUUCAGACAACACGUCAAAAGGUGCAAAUGGCCCGACGCAGCUGUAGCGCUCCAGCGCCGCAGCAGUGAGCAACAUGCGCAAGUCAACCACGUCCUGCUGGUCGCAGACCCUCAGCUGUUGGAUUCUCAGUCGUACCCUGGGCGCAACCCAUGGUUAGUAUGGCUGAGCCAGCUUAUGGUCGACCUGAAUAUGCGCAAGAGCUGGCGGGCUUCUCUCGCUCUACAUCCGGACGCGGUGGUCUUUCUCGGGGACAUGAUGGAUAAUGGCCGCAUGGAUCAAUCAGACGAUGAGUACGAAAGAUACUUCCAGAGAUUCCGCCAGGUCUUCCGAACCGACGAACCAGUGCCAACCCAAUACAUUCCUGGUAACCAUGACGUCGGGCUCGGAGCCUCAACUCGUUUCUCUCAAGACGCCGCAGAGCGAUAUGUGUCGCAUUUUGGCCCUCUCAAUCAGCUCGUCGAGCUUGGGGACCAUACAUUUGUGCUCAUAGACGCUCCUGGACUUGUAGCGGAAGAGGGCAUGCGCCUGAGGAGCGGACGAAGCUACUCUCAGUGGGUGGACGUGAGUCCGACUGGCGUGAUCGCGUUCAUACAUUCGUUGGCCGUUCAUGAGGAUGCGAAGCCUCGAGUGCUGUUUACACAUAUCCCGCUCGCGCGCCCCGAGGAUGCGCCUUGUGGGCCGUUGCGUGAACGGGGUACGAUCCACCAAGGCAAGGGGUUUGGGUACCAAAACACGCUCGCACCGCACACGACUGAGUUCGUGUUGCAGCACGUGCGACCUUCGCUUGUGUUCAGCGGUGACGACCAUGAUUAUUGUGAUUACACGCAUACAUACGGCUCCUCCGAUGUCGAGGACACUCCGAGUACAGGUACUGUCCAGGAGAUCACCGUGAAGUCGUUUUCUAUGGCGAUGGGCAUCCGCCAGCCGGGGUUCCAGCUCCUCUCCGUAGGCACACCUCCCUCAAACUUCACCUCAUCGCUCGCGACGGUUCCAUGCCUCCUCCCGGACCAACUAGGCAUCUACAUCAACGUCUAUGUACCCCUCUUCGUCUUCAGCGUUGCCCUGCUCCUCGCAUCCAACAUCCACCGCGUGCGCACACGCGGCCGCUACGUCAACUGGGUGGCCCUGCCCCGCUGGUGCCAGUGCCUGCGGGUGUCCGUGAGGUUCGUGCUCUUCGGCAGGAGGAUGACUCUGCGGCUGCCUUCGAUCAGCGAGCAGCCGUGCGACGGCGAUGACGUGGAGCUAGGGGGGAACAGGCCCUCGGUAGGAAGAGGCAGCACUGUGCGUGCAGGCGGUGCGUUGGGCGGUGCAGUGAGGGAUGUUGUGAAUGUGGCCUGGAUGCCGCUCUUGCUUUUCGUUGGGCUUGCUUGGUGGGUUUUCUAG
Fomitopsis serialis is the source of this 1491-nucleotide messenger RNA. RefSeq names its product Metallo-dependent phosphatase-like protein. The record is from RefSeq and is a predicted model, not a curated record. Bases 1 to 1491 code for a protein of 496 amino acids. Gene Ontology annotation, molecular function: hydrolase activity. Gene Ontology annotation, biological process: GPI anchor biosynthetic process. Lineage: Eukaryota; Fungi; Basidiomycota; Agaricomycetes; Polyporales; Fomitopsidaceae. Gene Ontology annotation, cellular component: endoplasmic reticulum. The transcript is spliced from 6 exons.